AUGGGAAUACCCUUAGCAUUUUCGAACUCAUCGCAGACAUUGGUGCAGGACGAACCUGAUGCCGAGCUCUCGACGCGGACUGCCAGCCAAACCGACACCUUCGAGGAAGGUUAUGUUUCCGCGGAUGAUAGCGACGACGAGGAAAACGAUGGAUAUGAGCACUACAAAGAAUGGCAUGGCGAUCAUUGGGACGAGGUUGAUUACUUCAGCCGAUGGAAGGACUGGGACAUUGGCGAUGGCUGGCCUCACAACUUCAUGCGCUCUGACGAAUUGAGCAAGCCAAACGACCAGCUCCUCGAAAGGCCCAUGCAUCGGCACUGGCUGCAGAAGCUGUCCGGAAUGCGCCGCAAAGACCUCCCAUCCCUGAAAGUCUGGGCAAAAGGCAUACCGAAGAUACCACUUGAGAACAUCGUCCAGGGAGAAGACACAGACUACCUGGUUGCGAUAGAUGCCGGGCACGAAGACAUCCCAGUGUGGCUCAUCGUCUCACAAUCAAGCCUGCGGGACCGCGCCGAGUUCAACGGCAAGGAUCACCCCCAGCUUCCGGUCUUCAAGGGCCUGUUGAAGGAUGGCAGUUACGGCUAUGACACCGCCUGCAUUCUCCGUUCAAUACGCGACAUAGCCGGUCCGACGAACUUCGAGGACGUGUGUGAACUUGUGCGCAAGACCCGAGCCGUCGCGGACCCUGGAAUCCUCGACGUCGAGGAGAAGAAGAUGGCGGAGGUAUCGGGAACGACCCUUCCUGAGGAUUGGUACAAGGUAAAAUCUGACGAGGAAAUUCCACCGCCACCACCUAAGGAAAUUGUCGAUGAUCAUUUGGGUUUCGACUCGGCUGAUUUGAUACGGGCUAGCAGUUUCUAA
Molecule: messenger RNA, 861 nt
Organism: Diaporthe citri
Lineage: Eukaryota; Fungi; Ascomycota; Sordariomycetes; Diaporthales; Diaporthaceae
Exons: 4
Coding region: 1-861 (286 amino acids)
Source: RefSeq, a predicted model, not a curated record